Gopherus flavomarginatus (Mexican gopher tortoise) is the source of this 1750-nucleotide messenger RNA. RefSeq lists its product as uncharacterized. The transcript has 2 exons. Lineage: Eukaryota; Metazoa; Chordata; Testudines; Testudinidae. Bases 556 to 1497 code for a protein of 313 amino acids. The record is from RefSeq and is a predicted model, not a curated record.
GUUCCUCUGGUCAGGUGUCAGCUAGGCUAGGUGAACUUCUUAACCCUUUACAGGUAAAAGAGGCAUUAACCCUUAACUAUCUGUUUGACAUCACAUCUCACUGUAAGACCCCAAGCCUUCAUUCCUCCCAGCCUGACUCACAAGAAGGCUUGCCUGCAAACAGAGCCAUCCACAGACAAUUGUCCUGGUUGAUGGGAGCCAUCAAGAUUCCAAACCAUCAUUAAUUGCCCACACUUUGCGUACUUACAGUAGGCCCUCAGAGUUAUAGUUCAUAUUUCUAGUUUUAGGCCUGGUCUACACUACGCGUUUAUACCGAAUUUAGCAGAGUUAAACCGAUUUAACCCUGCACCCAUCCACACAACGAAGCCCUUUAUAUCGAUAUAAAGGGCUCUUAAAACCAAUUUCUGUACUCCUCUCCGACGAGGGGAGUAGCGCUGAAACGGGUUUUGCCAUGUCGGAUUAAGAUUAGUGUGGCCGCAAUUCGACGGUAUUGGCCUCUGGGCGGUAUCCCACAGUGCACCAUUGUGACCGCCCUGGAAAGCCAUCUGAACUCAGAUGCACUGGCCAGGUGGACAGGAAAAGCCCCGUGAACUUUUGCAUUUCAUUUCCUGUUUGGCCAGCGUGGAGAGCUCACCAGCACAGAUUACCACACAGACCUCGUCAGCACAGGUAACAAAGCAGUCUCCUGAGAAUCAAAAAAGAGCUACAGCAUGGACCGCAUGGGAGGUACUGGAUCUGAUCACUAUAUGGGGAGAGGAUUCCAUCCUAACAGAACUCCGUUCCAAAAGACGAAAUGAAAAAACAUUUGAAAAGAUUUCCAAGGCCAUGAUGCAGAGAGGCCACACCAGGGCCUCAGUCCAGUGCCGUGUGAAAGUUAAGGAGCUCCGACAAGCCUACCAGAAAACCAGAGAAGCAAAUGGAAGGUCCAGGGCAGGGCCAAAAACAUGCCACUUCUAUGCUGAGCUGCAUGCAGUUCUCGGGGGGUCCGCCACCACUACCCCAUCCCUGUCCGUGGAUUCUGAGGUGGGGGUGGUAAUCUCAGCCAUGGCUGAGGAUUCUGCGGACGGGGAAGAUGAGGAGGAGGAAGAGGAGGACGAGCUUGCAGAGAGCACACAGCACUCCGUUCUCUCCAACAGCCAGGAGCUUUUUCUCACUCUGAUGGAAUUACCCUCCCAAGCCACUAUCCCACACAAUGAAGCCAUGGAAGGGACCUCUGCUGCAAAUUUUUCAAGUCUCCCUCCUCCAUCCCGAAGGUUAUCUCAGAUAAGGUGGCGGAAAAAAAAGAUACAAGACAAAAAGUUUUCAGAAAUCAUGGAAGUGACCUGCAAUGAAAGAGCUCAUCUGAAUGAGUGGAAGGACAUGGUAUCAAAUUACAGGAAAGAUGAUAGUGAACGUGAGGACAGGAGGGACGCUCGAGAUGAGAGGUGGCCGCAGGAAGAUCAGCGGUGGUGGGAUGCAACUCUGGGGCUGCUGCGUGAUCAAACUGACAUGCUGUAACGUCUGGUGGAGCUUCAGGAACAGCAGCAGGAUCACAGAGUGUCGCUUCAGCCCCUGUAUAACCACCCUCACCAUAUUCCACAUCCUCCUCACCCAGAUAUGUGAGAAGCUUGGGGGGAGGCUCCAUGCACCCGCCCACUCCACCCCCGUGGAGAGCCCAACAAAAAGGCUAUUAUUAUUUUGAAAUUUUUUUAGUGGCCUUUUCCUUCCCUCCUAUCCUCCUCCCAAACAACACCCGGGCUACCUUGUCGGU